Molecule: messenger RNA, 558 nt
Organism: Rosa chinensis
Lineage: Eukaryota; Viridiplantae; Streptophyta; Magnoliopsida; Rosales; Rosaceae
Product: phosphatidate cytidylyltransferase-like
Exons: 4
Coding region: 32-403 (123 amino acids)
Cellular component (GO): endoplasmic reticulum membrane
Molecular function (GO): phosphatidate cytidylyltransferase activity
Source: RefSeq, a predicted model, not a curated record
GGUGAAGAAGGCCAAGGAGAAGGAAUAGGCCAUGAUUUUUGAAGAAGAAUGGUUUCCUUGGAAAGGGAUCUCAAUUUUGCCAGUUGAAAGGCUUGCUCUGUGUCUUGGUUUGUUCUCAUCAAUUAUGACACCUUUUGGAAGCUUCUUUGCAAGUGGUUUUAAAAAAGCUUUCAAAGUCAAGGAUUUUGGUGACAGCAUCCCUGGGCAUGGUGGAUUGUCAAGUAAAGUUAUCUUUUUUAAAAUGGCACUUUUGUCUACUCUUUCUGUUUCUUAUGCCUGUAAUGUAACUGCAUAUGCUAAUUUUGGAAGACCUCAAAUGGAGAUAUGUUGCACCAUCUCUGGACUGGUCCAAUUUCUAAUGAAUCUGUUGAUGUUGUUCAAAGUGUUGUCUGCGGAGAUGUGAACAAUUGUUAUUACAAAGGUUGAUGGAGUCAAUCAAGGCAGGGCUUCAACAAUUGAGCCUUGAUCAAUAACAUAUCCCUGGGCAUAAUAUUUUUGUUUUUAGCACACUUCGGUGCUGAGCUUGUGAACUAUGAUAUUUUCUUAACCUCAUUCUAG